AUGUUGUUAAAUUCAAAAUUUGUCGUGCUAAUUUCAGCUUGCACCACCCUACUCGCCAGUCCCAUCAAGAAAUGCAAGUUUCCCGACAAGGAAGGUCUUGUUUCUGUUUUCAAAGACGGGGUGAAUGCAGGUUGGGCAAUGAGCCCGGACGAAGCUUGUAUACCAGGAAAAUAUUGUCCCUAUGCCUGUCCACCGGGCCAGCUUAUGAAUCAAUGGAACCCGGAAGCUACAACAUACCUGUACCCGACAUCUAUGGAUGGUGGAUUAUAUUGCAACAAUGAUGGCUCUACUAGAAAGCCUUUUAGUGAUAGAGAGCUUUGUGUUGAUGGCGAAGGAACAGUAUCAGUUGUUAACAACGCUGCCAAAAAUGUUGCGUUUUGUCAAACCGUUUUACCAGGUAAUGAAGCCAUGUUGAUACCAACCAAUGUCGAAAGUGGCAAAGAGCAGAUCUUGGCUGUUCCAGGACCCCAAUAUUAUGCUAGUGCAGCGUCUCAUUAUUAUGUUAAUCCGCCUGGCAUAUCAACUGAGGAUGGUUGUGUUUGGGGUACAAAUGAUAAAGAGGUUGGAAACUGGGCUCCUUAUGUUGCUGGUAUGAAUAGUGAUGCAAAUGGAAACACAUUUAUUAAAAUUGGAGUCAAUCCAAAACACAUUGACGAUUUCAGCGGCAACACUCCCAACUUUGGUCUCAGAAUUGUAUGUGACAAUCCACAAGAUUGCAACGGAAUGGAGUGUGAAUUGAAUCCAAAGAAUGGAUACAAUAAGGCUAAGGGACCAUCUUCUGGCUUAUCAUUGGGAGCAGAAUACUGUAUUGUGACAGCAAAAAACCACGCUAAAGCUAAAAUUGAAGUUUUUGAAGUAUAA
This is a messenger RNA of Lodderomyces parapsilosis, 861 nucleotides long. RefSeq lists its product as uncharacterized. Bases 1 to 861 code for a protein of 286 amino acids. The record is from RefSeq and is a predicted model, not a curated record. The transcript has a single exon. NCBI's taxonomy places the organism in Eukaryota, Fungi, Ascomycota, Pichiomycetes, Serinales, Debaryomycetaceae.